Neurospora crassa OR74A is the source of this 1663-nucleotide messenger RNA. RefSeq lists its product as hypothetical. Gene Ontology annotation, molecular function: aspartic-type endopeptidase activity. Gene Ontology annotation, biological process: proteolysis. The record is from RefSeq and is a predicted model, not a curated record. The coding region runs from base 80 to 1381 and encodes 433 amino acids. The transcript is spliced from 2 exons. Gene Ontology annotation, cellular component: fungal-type vacuole. Lineage: Eukaryota; Fungi; Ascomycota; Sordariomycetes; Sordariales; Sordariaceae.
AUUUCAUCGAGUUAUUAUCAAUCCCCUCCUACGUUUAUUCACAUCAUCUUUAUUGAUACUAUCCUUCCAUUCCAUCAUCAUGAAGUCCCUGAUGCCACUUAUAGCCAGCUUGCUGUUCACAAGCACAACGGCUUUCCGCCCUAGCCAGCCAGUCACUGGCCAUCUCGAGGGAGGUCUCAAGCAUCGCUCGUCAGACCGUCGACAAGAGACCGGGAAGAAAGGCCUAACAAGAGUACCGUUGGAAGUUGACUCGAGGAAUAACGGAAAAACCGAACUCCAAUGGAUGGCAACCAUCACGGUCGGCACCCCUCCUCAGACGUUCAAAGUCGUUGUAGACACUGGAUUAACUGCUCUUGUCCUUCCUCGUAACAACUGCACCAACUGCGGCAAACACUCGCUCUUUAACCCAUCCAAAUCCACAUCAUUUUUGCCCCAACCUGCACUUUUUCGUCCUAUUGAGUACGGCACUGGUGCAGACACUAUCCCACUCAAUCAAACCGGCCGAGCAGAAUGCGAAGUCGUCACCGACACUGUUUCGAUACAGGGUCUUUCUGCCCCCAAACAGGAGUUCUUGCUUUGUCAUAGCUACGGCGAGACUCUGUCUUCCCAACUUGCCGACGGAAUCCUCGGCAUUGGUCCUGCUGACAUCUCGACUUGGGACGAAAGCGGGAACUAUACCUAUCUCCCCUUUCUCCCCAACCUCGUUAGUGAGGGGCAGCUUUCAAACAGGAUUGUUGGUCUUGCCCUCGGGUAUGGUGGCCAGAACCAGCAACAGCGCGGUCCUGAAGCCUCCAUCGGCGGCGUCGACGAUGCGCGCUAUCAUGGCCGUAUCAAGAACGUCAGUGUCGAUGAAAUGCUCACCACUCUCUCGGGUGUGUUUACACUAGAUGUACAAGCUGCCUACGUCGGCUCCGGAAAUAACAAGCGAGUAUGGCCCAACUCAACCAACGGCAACAAGCCACUCGUGCCGGGGGUUGCUUACAUCGACUCAGGAACCGCCUACAUGCUGGCUCCUGACCAACAAGCAGCCGAGAAUCUCUACUCGGGCAUUUCCAAGGACAUCGUCCCCCUCAAUGAUAGGGGAUCAUGGGGUGCGAGUUGUGCUACGCUGGAUGAAGUGGCGACGGACAUCACGUUCACUAUCGGGACGAAGACCAGAGGCGAGGUGAUUGAAGUGACUAUACCGAAGAGUGCAUUCAACCUGGGUGAGUAUCCUGGCAGAAAGGGGGUCUGUCAGGCGGCGUUUUCUCAUUGGGAUCCUCCCUUGGUUGAGCCCAUUGAGGGCCGUCGGGUGUGGUUGUUUGGAAGCCCUUUAAUCAAGGCUUAUUACACGGGUUGGAAUGCUAAGAGUAGCACGCUUGGUUGGGCUGAGAAAGUUUAGAACUGAGGCAUGUGGCUAGGCACCAUGAACAAAGGAAGGGUUGAGGCGCGCUGAGUGAUGGUUAUGAGGUUGUAGUAUGUCUGCAGUUUUACCCUAAUCAAGAGAACCGUACUUGUACACCGAAGGGGAAAUUCCCGAGUCCAUUUCGCAUGGUCAGUCACAUUUAUGUUUUAGUCGGAUAUGUGGCACAUGGCCACGCCCUCGGUUGCUUUUUUCUCGCUCUCCCCUUCCUCUGUCUCAAUAGUGUUAACUCGAAAAGGCGGCUGAUGCCAAUUAUUAUGC